Messenger RNA from Haplochromis burtoni (Burton's mouthbrooder), 1662 nucleotides. RefSeq names its product guanylate cyclase activator 1g (gene guca1g). Gene Ontology annotation, molecular function: calcium ion binding; calcium sensitive guanylate cyclase activator activity. Gene Ontology annotation, cellular component: photoreceptor inner segment; cone photoreceptor outer segment. The record is from RefSeq and is a predicted model, not a curated record. Bases 87 to 659 code for a protein of 190 amino acids. NCBI's taxonomy places the organism in Eukaryota, Metazoa, Chordata, Actinopteri, Cichliformes, Cichlidae. Gene Ontology annotation, biological process: visual perception. The transcript is spliced from 4 exons.
CUGUGCAAGCAGACGCCUUGCAGUCAUUUCUGCAGAACUUCCAUACAAACACACUUGGGGUUUUUUCCUUCAAGCUGGCAGAGGCCAUGGGACAAGAAGAAAGUCACAAUGAGGAGAUGGACUUGGCAAGGAUUCAUGAGCUGUGUGUCAUUUUCAUGAAGGAGUGUCCGAGCGGUGCCCUGCACCUGCAUGAGUUCAAGAAGAUCUUUGGAGUUCCAAGCAGCUCUGUAGAGGAGUCCCUUUUCAUAGAAACAAUAUUCAACUCGUUCGACACAAACAAGGAUAACACACUGGAUUUCCUCGAGUAUGUGGCAGCACUUCACUUGAUCUUACGAGGUAAUCUUGAAGAUCGGCUCAAGUGGUCCUUCAAGAUGUAUGACAGUGAUGGAAACGGCAGGCUGGACAGGACGGAGGUGAAACGGCUUGUCAGGAUUCUUUACAAAAUCAAACUCCACAAGACUCACAUAAGCAUGACUCCAUCCCAAAUCUGUGACCGAAUCUUCCAGCUGGUUGACCAGAAUAAUGAUGGUGAGAUAACCUUGUUGGAGUUCAUGGAGGGAGCUCAGAAGGAUGAAUGGGUCAUGGACCUACUGAAGCUUGAUGUCAACGCCACCGGCUGGGUCAUUCAGAACUGCGGCAGACUGGAAUCAGCUACAUGAUGUAUUUGGAGGCCGACAGAGUGGUGCUAUCUACAUACCUGAGGUUUAAAAGUUUGCCUUUGUCUCCACGUUCAUCUCCCUGCAACUUGGAGCUGGAGCACAGUGAACUGUUUCAUAGCUGCAGUUCAGCGGGGGUGGUUGGUCCAACAGUCCAACAGGCAUUGCUUUGUGUCUGUGGUCCAAGCUUCUUAUCAGACUUAUUUUUCAAAAUGUCAAAACUGGAAAAAAAUAGCACUUAGCUUCAGGCAGACUCCAUGUCAUUUCACUGGACAAUAUCCAAAAACAGGUGAAAAGAAAAAGAAGAGAAAAAAUAGAACAAAAAGAAAAGAAACGUGUGCAAUGACUUUAGUUAAUCACACACUGUUUCAGGAUAUCAAGCAACAUUUGUCCAGCUAAAGAAAUCGAAACUCACAAAACGUCUUGUUAAAUGCAGCUGAUGUAAAUUCAUAUUCAUGUGUUAUUAUUAUAUUCUUAGAUCCAUAAUGGUUACCCAUACAGGAUCAUAUCUAUAAAUAUAUUAAUACAGAGAGACAGAGUUAAUUUACACUGUCAACAAAAAACUGAAGCACACCUUAUUUAAGCAUAUUUAUAUAUAAUAAGUUAUUAUGAUGAGGCUGUAUACUCUUGAUUUGGACAUUAUGAACCUCUUCUGUUGGUAGUGUUCAAUCAUCAGAGUAAUGUAAUGAACGAUACUUACAGUCAUGUGAAAAAGACAUUUCUGAUAGGACUCUGUAGAGUUAUGGAGUCAUUGUUAGCCUGCGGGUCUUCUUUUCUUUUUUUUCCCGCCCGCUCAUAUGUAGUGUUGCUGUGUGCUGUUCUAAAGUGCAUUUAAAACACAGGAGAGCAUGGUUCCUGCUUCCUAUCAGAGAGCAGCACGGCUCCUCCCGAAAACCCUCAGUGUCUAUAUGCAUUUAAAAUUGAGGGUAGGGCACCAGCGCCAGAGGUGGGUUGGAAUACACCGACCAUCCUCUGGAUGCUGUAAAACGUGCCCACCCCCAAGGCC